CGAGGAGGAGACCGGACUCGGGAGGGUGCAGGAAACUCUUUGGGGCUGGGGCCAGGCAGGAGAGGGUGGGGAAGUCUGUGGGCGCAGUCAUCCUCCAGGGUCCGGUCCAGAGGCAGCUUCUCCCGCUGUGGGGACGGGCUCUGGACACCUUCGGCUCUUCUUGCCUGUGUUCCAAGGCGCAAGCCAGAAGCUCGGGCGCUAGCUUGCUGAGCUGGUGACACAGGACACAGCCACAGAACUGGUUCCCCCGGGGACCCCUGCCUGUCUGCUCUCUGGCCGGCAGCAUGGAGGAAAGUAGCGAAUUUGACAAUGACUAUGGGGCAGACAACCUGUCCGGGUGUGAGUACACGGACUGGAAGUCCUCGGGGGACCUCAUCCCUGCCAUCUACCUGCUGGUCUUCCUCCUGGGCACCACGGGCAACGGCCUGGUGCUCUGGACCGUGUUCCGGAGCAGCCGGGAGAAGAGGCGCUCGGCUGACAUCUUCAUCUCCAGCCUGGCCGUGGCCGACCUGACCUUCGUGGUGACCCUGCCGCUGUGGGCCACCUACACCUACCGGGACUACGACUGGCCCUUCGGCACCUUUGCCUGUAAGCUCAGCAGCUAUGUCAUCUUCGUCAACAUGUACGCCAGCGUCUUCUGCCUCACCGGCCUCAGCUUCGACCGUUACCUGGCCAUCGUGAGGCCGGUGGCCAACGCCCGGCUGCGGCUGCGGGUCAGCGGGGCUGCGGCCACGGCGGCGCUCUGGGUGCUGGCCGCGCUCCUGGCCAUGCCGGCCAUGGUAUUGCGCGCCACGGCCGAGGUGCCUUCCGGCCUGGACAAUGUCACGAAGGUGCAGUGCUACAUGGACUACUCCAUGGUGGCCACCCUCAGCUCCGAGUGGGCCUGGGAGCUGGGCCUGGGGGUCACGUCCACGGCGCUGGGCUUCGUGGUGCCCUUCACCAUCAUGCUGACCUGCUACUUCUUCAUCGCGCAGACCAUCGCGGGCCACUUCCGCAAGGAGCGCAUCGAGGGCCUGCGCAAGCGGCGCCGGCUGCUGAGCAUCAUCGUGGUGCUGGUGGUGACCUUCGCGCUCUGCUGGAUGCCCUACCACCUGGUGAAGACGCUCUACACGCUGGGCAACCUGCUGCACUGGCCCUGCGGCUUCGACCUCUUCCUCAUGAACGUCUUCCCCUACUGCACCUGCAUCAGCUACGUCAACAGCUGCCUCAACCCCUUCCUCUACGCCUUCUUCGACCCCCGCUUCCGCCAGGCCUGCACCUCCAUGCUCUGCUGCGGCCACAGCAGGUGUGGGGGAGCCUCCCACAGCAGCAGUGGGGAGAAGUCGGCCAGCUACUCCUCCGGGCACAGCCAGGGGCUUGGCCCCAACACCGGGAAGGGCGGAGAGCAGACCCAGGAGAAAUCCAUCCCCUACAGCCAAGAGACCCUUGUGGUUGACUAGGGCUGGGACCCCAGAGAAGCCUGGUGCCCUCUGCAUGCCCCAGCCCUCGCCCUUGCUCUCUGAAAGUCAGGUAGCUCGAGGGCGCUUUUGCUCUUGCACUGGUCUCCGUCCUGGCUCCCUGCCUCCCGCCUCCCUCUUGCACUCCUUUCUCCUUUAGUUUUUGGUCAGAGGUUGCGGUGUGAUGGAAGGAGAUUGAGCCCUGCAGAUCUGAGCUUGGCCACUCAACACUGUGAGACUGACUUUGCACAAGUCUCUUAACUUCUCCGAGCCUCAGUUUCUCCGUUUGUGUAUGUAUGAUGGGGAAAGUCAUAUGGGCACUGAAAUGAUGGGUGUGUCUGGCUCAGUAAAAGUUGGUGUCUUUGCCCCCCCCCGCCCCCAUCUUUCAUUCUGGGAUCUCAGCUCUUCUUUCUCCUUCCUU
Messenger RNA from Myotis davidii, 1857 nucleotides. It is a transcript of the gene APLNR, whose product is annotated as apelin receptor. Gene Ontology annotation, molecular function: G protein-coupled receptor activity. The coding region runs from base 285 to 1439 and encodes 384 amino acids. The record is from RefSeq and is a predicted model, not a curated record. NCBI's taxonomy places the organism in Eukaryota, Metazoa, Chordata, Mammalia, Chiroptera, Vespertilionidae. The transcript has a single exon. Gene Ontology annotation, biological process: immune response; G protein-coupled receptor signaling pathway. Gene Ontology annotation, cellular component: membrane.